AUGGCAGUUUCUUCUGUAACUUCAUUCAUAUUACCCUCUUUCUCCAAUCCCACCUCUUCCUCUUCUACCAAACAGAAAGUCUCUCUGCUUCCAUUGCUCCCAUCUUCUUCAACUCAUGACUCCUCCCUCCUUAACAAACCCUCCUUCUCGUUUAAGAAGAAGAUCUUCGCAGCUCCAGAAACCCUGACUCCAGAAACUCUCGAUGAACCCGUCUCCGAGAUGGCGCCAAAGCAAAAGAUUAGGAUCAAGCUAAGAUCAUACUGGGUACCUCUUAUUGAGGACUCAUGCAAGCAGAUACUUGACGCUGCGAGAAACACUAAUGCAAAGACCAUGGGUCCUGUUCCAUUACCUACCAAGAAGCGUAUCUACUGUGUUCUCAAGUCUCCCCACGUUCACAAGGAUGCAAGGUUCCAUUUUGAGAUCAGGACGCACCAGCGGAUGAUUGAUAUUCUCUACCCCACUGCUCAAACCAUUGAUUCCUUGAUGCAACUUGAUCUUCCUGCUGGUGUUGAUGUCGAGGUCAAGCUCUGA
This is a messenger RNA of Eruca vesicaria subsp. sativa (arugula), 531 nucleotides long. NCBI's taxonomy places the organism in Eukaryota, Viridiplantae, Streptophyta, Magnoliopsida, Brassicales, Brassicaceae. The record is from the annotation of a GenBank genome assembly.